Molecule: messenger RNA, 626 nt
Organism: Osmerus eperlanus (European smelt)
Lineage: Eukaryota; Metazoa; Chordata; Actinopteri; Osmeriformes; Osmeridae
Product: ceramide kinase-like protein
Exons: 5
Coding region: 1-531 (176 amino acids)
Biological process (GO): sphingolipid metabolic process; phosphorylation
Molecular function (GO): lipid kinase activity
Source: RefSeq, a predicted model, not a curated record
AUGACUCAGCGACAGAUGGGGAAGAUACAGUGUGUGUGUGUAGAGGAGGAGGGGGAGUGGAAGACCCUCCAGGGUCUCUAUCUCAACAUCAGCAUCAUGGCGAUACCCUGUCUCUGCUCCAUGGCCCCGCGUGGACUGGCCCCGAACACCAGACUGGCCAAUGGCAGCAUGGCUUUGAUCACAGCAGGAAACACUUCCAGGUCAGAGUUCGUCAAGCACCUGAAGAGGUACAACAGCGUGAGCAAUCAGUUCAGCUUCUCGUUCGUCGAGACGCACUCCGUGCAAGCGGUCAGGCUCCGCCCCCGCUCCGCGGUCGGCUGGGCCGACGAGACGCUGGAGGAGAACGAGGAGUGUGACUCCAAGACCACGCCCAUCAUCUCGUCCGAGGGGACGUACCCCUGGAACAUCGACGGAGACUUGCUAGACGUGCCAAACGAACUGCUGAUCAGGGUCCAUCCACGGCUACUGACGCUGUAUGGAGAGGAGGUGGAGGAGGCUGAUGAAUCACCGGUCAAAUGUAGCUGUAUCUGAGCCUGCCUCACAUGUGUGGAGUAUGUAUCUGAGCCUGCCUCACAUGUGGAGUAUGUAUCUGAGCCUGCCUCACAUGUGGAGUAUGUAUCUGAGCC